This is a messenger RNA of Pseudocercospora fijiensis CIRAD86, 1175 nucleotides long. RefSeq lists its product as uncharacterized. Gene Ontology annotation, biological process: spliceosomal complex disassembly; mRNA splicing, via spliceosome. The coding region runs from base 15 to 1175 and encodes 386 amino acids. The transcript is spliced from 2 exons. NCBI's taxonomy places the organism in Eukaryota, Fungi, Ascomycota, Dothideomycetes, Mycosphaerellales, Mycosphaerellaceae. The record is from RefSeq and is a predicted model, not a curated record. Gene Ontology annotation, cellular component: nucleus; U2-type post-mRNA release spliceosomal complex. Gene Ontology annotation, molecular function: DNA binding.
CGAAGUUCAACACGAUGAAGAAGUCGUUGUCUGCGCGCCGAGUGCCGCGCAAAGUGGGAGGAGACGACGAAGAGGAUGUGCCGGCGGCGCAACCAGAUUCUGCAGUAAAACGACCAAACUCGAAACCGCGCAAGCCCUCAUCUCUCCGACAGUCCUUUGGACCUUCAGCAGUGGACGAUGGCGAGGACAGUGAAGCUGUAGUAACGCCGAAGCGCAAGGACCUUUCGCGAAUAGCAGUCCACAAGACUGUUGCGAAAAGAUCUUCGCUGCUAGCAACAACCCUUCCACGCCGAGAAGCAGAGUACGAAGACGAGCGCCCAAGCUACAGCGCCGCUUCUCUACAGCAAUUAAAGGAUAGCACACCUUCCACUCCGCAGAAUUUCAGCUCGGCCACCAGCACAGAUGUCGAGGAUGUUUCGCAAGUUACCCAGUCUCUGGAUCUGUCGUCUAAGUUUGGAUCCUCGCUUGCGCGAUAUCAGCAGUCCUUUGCUUCUUCUGCAAUACCUUCUGCGACCGAGAUUGCCGAGAAGAAGGCGCGGCGAGCACGUCUGGCGAAGGAACAGCAGGCGGAAGAAUAUGUUUCCUUGGACCCGGAUGACCCCGAUCUAGACGAAGAAGACCUGGACCCAAAUGUAAUGCGAGAUGAGCACGGAAAGCUCGUACUCAAGCCGAAAGACAAGUAUGGCUUAUCGGAGACAAGACUCGUCCGCGAUGACGAAGACAUCAUGGAGAACUUCGACGAAUUCACGGAAGAUGGCCGCAUAUCACUGGGUCGCAAAGCAGAGGCCGAGGCCGAGCGGCAGAGACGAAAAGACAUGGCAGCGCAAAUCGCCGAGGCUGAGGGCGCCACGGAUGACGAGUCGGACGAUAGUGAGCGAGAGCGUAGAGACGCAUAUGAAGCAACGCAGACGAAGCAUGGCUCAUAUGCGCGAAACACAGCAGAUUCAGAAGGAGCUGACCAAAGACCGAAGACGCCGCCUAUCAUUACACCCUUGCCGACCCUUGAUGGAGCUAUAGACCGCUUGAGGAAGCAGCUUUCCGACAUGCGGACGUCACGCAUGCAAAAGCUACAAGAAAUGGAAAAUCUUCAACGUGAAAAGAUCAGACUAGCUGAAGAAGAGGUGCGAAUUCAACGGGCAUUGAAAGAGACGGCAGAAAAAUUCGAGCAGCUGUGA